Messenger RNA from Dipodomys ordii (Ord's kangaroo rat), 552 nucleotides. It is a transcript of the gene CUNH1orf146, whose product is annotated as chromosome unknown open reading frame, human C1orf146. The annotation marks the transcript as partial. Gene Ontology annotation, cellular component: chromosome. Gene Ontology annotation, biological process: reciprocal meiotic recombination; synaptonemal complex assembly. The transcript is spliced from 3 exons. The record is from RefSeq and is a predicted model, not a curated record. NCBI's taxonomy places the organism in Eukaryota, Metazoa, Chordata, Mammalia, Rodentia, Heteromyidae.
AUAUUACAUCUACCUUUCCUAGGAAUCGCAUUUUUAUUGAUGGAUGCUAAAGAAUGUAUUAUGUCAGCUGAAGAAAUAUUUCUAAACAAAAUUGAGAAGUUUAUUAGUCUUCACCGAAAUAGUUUUUUGGUUCUGUCUGCUACACUCCAUGGGCCUCCGGAAUGGGAACUGAUGUUUAGGAUUCAGCAGAGAUUCCUGGGAAGUAACUUACGGAUCCUUCCAGUACACAACAUAGUAAAUGCUAUUAAUAUUAUGUGUACUAUAGCUAAGACUACCUCUAAACCAAACAUAGACACCAUCUGCUAUAGAAUGAUAACAACUAAAGCUUACAUCAUAGAGCAAAGCCCUGUUUGGAAAACACUUCAAAAGAUAAAACUGAGUAGCGAUUCAAUUAGCCCAAACUAAAUGUUAGUGAUUCAAUUAGCCCAAUUAUAAAUGUUUUCUUUUGGAAAAAUAUUAAAGUUGUCUGUUAUUGUUCAGAUAUGUGUUUAAAAUGUUUAUAUUAAAUAACAUGUACAAGUAAAAGUGAUUUUAGGAGUUCUGUCUGGUAAU